Molecule: messenger RNA, 414 nt
Organism: Letharia columbiana
Lineage: Eukaryota; Fungi; Ascomycota; Lecanoromycetes; Lecanorales; Parmeliaceae
Exons: 1
Coding region: 1-414 (137 amino acids)
Source: RefSeq, a predicted model, not a curated record
AUGACCGAGCAGCCCACGCCUCCUGAAAAGAAGCUGCCCCCACUCCUCGCUCUCCCUCUUCCGCUCAAACAGCGGGUCUUUGCCUACCUAGACGAGCCUCACAAUCUCUCUCUCUUCCUCCUACGCCGAACCCACCCUAUACUGCGCAGGUCGAUACCUCGUGGCUACUCUUCGACCCGACAGACCAAGAAGUGCCAACUCUGGACCGCUGAACGCGAGCACCCCUAUCUCUUUCCGUUCCGAUCCUACCCGUGCUACUGCUGCUUGGAGGUUUAUCCGGGCAGGUGCUUCGCACGCAGGUUUAGAUACGAAGUGGAGUUGGAACGUCGCUGCAGAUUCUGCACACGGGUUUGGGACCGUCGCGUUCUGUCUUCAGACCAUCACGAUGACGUCCAAUCCCGCGCCCGUAUCUGA